Stegastes partitus (bicolor damselfish) is the source of this 6077-nucleotide messenger RNA. RefSeq names its product zinc finger protein 652 (gene znf652). Gene Ontology annotation, molecular function: RNA polymerase II cis-regulatory region sequence-specific DNA binding; DNA-binding transcription activator activity, RNA polymerase II-specific. The record is from RefSeq and is a predicted model, not a curated record. Gene Ontology annotation, biological process: regulation of transcription by RNA polymerase II. The coding region runs from base 830 to 2887 and encodes 685 amino acids. The transcript has 6 exons. Gene Ontology annotation, cellular component: nucleus. Lineage: Eukaryota; Metazoa; Chordata; Actinopteri; Pomacentridae.
ACUUUAAUGCCGUGUUUGUAUGGCGCCUUUGCAGUAACGCUCCCAUCCUGUGUCAUACAAAUCUUAAGCCACAGCAGCAUCUAUCCGGUAUAUGACUGGUUUUGUGGCUUACCCUUUGUGAAGUGAGUUUUGGUUUCUCGUCACAUCUCUGAAGCAUGAUUGAGGGAGGAUAUAAAUUAGCCAUCGCUGAAGAAACUUUGAUUUCAGCGCAAGUUUUGCUGAGCAUUAGUAAUGCUUUGGAUUAGUGAAAUGGGCUGUCAGGGAGACAUUCAUUGAUGCACUUUUUUCUUUUUUCUGCGUCAGGGUGCAAAGUUCAUCUUUGAAAGCUGUCCAAACUGAAAACGGCAGUCACCAAUGAUCAUCAUUCCGGUGAUGCACAGUAAAUGGCUGUUAAAGCGAGACGCGGAGGUCCUCACGGCUGUUCUGGCACUCGGCUCGUCUUUACCUGAAAGCCGCAACAUUCUACAGGACAGCAGCCCUCAGAGACACUGAAUCUGCAGCUGCCGUAAUAACUGGAGAGGAGUUUGGCUUCAGAUGUUCUGCUGAUUUUGUGGUCACAUUUUUAAGCUUAUGGAACAACAUUUGGAACGGAUUGUAUGUCUUUCCAACUGCUUUUUUUACCUCGGACACCAUGGAUGUUCUCUUUGAAUCAGGUUGACUGUCUCUCACCUCAUCCCCUCCUUCCUCUCUCUUCAGCAGAAGGAGGGUGGGGGAUUGGUGUGGCGUCCCCUAACCCUCCUCUGUAGGGUGGGCCCAGCCUACCGAGACACCACAGCAGUUACUCUUUUGCAUUGCCUUGUGCUCCCCACCAACAGCUCCAUCCCUCUUCAUGAAAUCCUGCCAGAGCCUCAAGGAAGAGGUUUCCGUCCCCAGCCUUGGCGGGAUGUCACAGGAGGAGGGACGGAGGGCGCCGGUGUCCCAGUCCUAUUUUCACUCUGCGAACCCUGACCUGGAUCUGACGGGAAAGCUUUACAAAAGGGAGGUUGGUGGCAAGCCUUAUUCUGUGCUAGUGGACAAUAAAAUGGCAUCCAAGACAUCCAUCGGUGACCAGAGCAUCGGUCAGUUGCCCACCCAACAUGUGACUCCGCAGCAGUAUUUCAGAGAGGGAGCAGCUGCCCAAGAGGUGGGGACGCAGGGGUCCCAGGCUGGCAACGAGGGGUCCUCCGAAGACACUGAGGAUGAUGACGAAGAUGACGAAGAAGAGGGAGAGGAUGGCGACGAGGGCUUCAAGCGAGAGCAAAUCAUUGUAGAGGUUAACCUGAACAACCAGACCCUUCAUGUGUCCAAGGGGGACAACAAAACUGGAACCACGGCAGAUGACUCGGAGAGAGCCGGAAGCGACGAAGAAGACGAGGAGGAGGAGGACGAGGAAGAGGAGGAGGAUGACGAGGAAAGCCCCGACGAGGAAGAGGAAGAAGACGACGAGGACGAUGAGAUCGAAAGUCAAAGAACGAGAUCCAAGAGGACCCGUCGAGGUGCUAGCAGCGCAGCAGCUCCCAGCCAGCCGCGGAGGAAAAGCCUCAGAACGGCUCUGAGCGCCGCCACCGCCGGGAUGACCACCAGGGGGCGCCGGAAGCGAAUGGAGCCCCCGAAGAGCAAGCGCAGGUCAGCGAGGUCAGCGCCCUCCUCUGCCGGCGGCACGAUGGCGGGAGGGAAAGCGGAGGUGGAGGAGAAGGAGAUGCUGGCGUGUGAAAAGUGUCCUCGGGUGUUCAACACUCGCUGGUACCUGGAGAAGCACAUGAACGUCACACACAGACGAAUGCAAAUCUGUGACAAGUGUGGCAAAAAGUUCGUCUUGGAGAGUGAGCUCGCCUUGCACCAGCAGACAGACUGUGAGAAGAACAUCCAGUGUGUCUCCUGCAAUAAGUCUUUCAAGAAGCUGUGGUCGUUGCACGAGCACAUUAAGAUCGUACACGGCUAUGCAGAAAAGAAGUUCUCGUGUGAAAUCUGUGAGAAGAAAUUCUACACUAUGGCUCAUGUCCGUAAGCACAUGGUUGCUCACACUAAGGACAUGCCAUUCACCUGUGAGACAUGUGGGAAGUCGUUUAAACGCAGCAUGUCUUUAAAAGUUCACUCACUGCAGCAUUCAGGAGAGAAGCCCUUCCGUUGUGAGAACUGUGACGAGCGGUUCCAGUACAAGUACCAGCUGCGCUCCCACAUGAGCAUUCACAUCGGACACAAGCAGUUCAUGUGCCAGUGGUGUGGCAAAGACUUCAACAUGAAACAGUAUUUUGAUGAGCACAUGAAGACACACACAGGUGAAAAGCCUUUCAUCUGUGAGAUCUGUGGGAAGAGCUUCACCAGCCGACCCAACAUGAAGCGCCACCGUCGCACCCACACAGGCGAGAAGCCGUAUCCAUGUGAGGUUUGCGGCCAGCGCUUCCGCUUCUCCAACAUGCUAAAAGCGCACAAAGAGAAGUGUUUCCGGGUCACCAGCCCCGUCGUUCUGCAGACUAGCGGCCCUCCUGUGCCUGUCCGCAUCUUUGCCAACACCUUCUCCUCGUCCUCUUCUUCCUCCACCUCCGGCCCCGGGCCAUCUGCUGCCACACCGGCCACAACCUCAGCCUCCCUGGGCCUCAACCCGACAGGAGGGUCCCUCCCUCCACAAGGCCCUGUGGGACACACGUUCUCCCAUGUGCAGCUCCACUCAACGCCCUCCCACCAUCAUACUCACCCCUCGGCGACCCAGCAGCACCUCUCUAACACGCCCCAACACGCCCCGCCUCACCCCCACCACCACCUGGCUGUGCCCCCCGUCUCCCACCUCCCUCCUCCGCCGGCUCUUUUUAAAAGCGAGCCCCUAAACCACUGUGGGCACGAAGACAGCAGCUACCUGCACCACAUGGCGCCGCCCGACAAAGGCCCUGGAGCCCAGCAGCACCACUGAACUGUGCUCCAGGUCUAUAGGCCAGCACCAAACCUCGCCUUGUUCCUCGUCUUCUCAUAGUCCUGCCUCAGUUUCUUAGUUGUAAGGCACCUGAAGCCAUGUCUGCAGAGAGGACGUAGAGUUAGUGGAGGAGCUGCAGCAGUGUGGGUCUACACAGGAGGCUUUCAGGCGCUGUAGUGAGAUUUUAGAAGUGCUCAGAGCCCAGUACAAUGUAGUUUUGUGCGUAAAACGCAGAAAAAUAGACUCAAAGCAUGAAUAGCCUGUGUAGACAGCCGGAAUGAGGAAAAAUAUGUUCCGUCAGACAAGUGCGAGACGGAUGACUGAAAAACGCAGCUUCUGUGUAGACAUGCCAUAACACAAGGAUGCACCUGUCAAAAGGAUCUCAAUAAUUCAAGCUAAACAUACACACUUGUGUGUAUAUGUGAAAGAUUCAGACUACGGCGCCCUGAGUGCACACAUCAUUGACCCCUACUUAAAACCCCAGAUCAACUGACAAAGAUUUUACAACCUCUACGAUUUUUUUUUUUCUUGAACAUUUCCUUCGUCACAAAGUGAUUUUUGUGUGAGUUCUCUAUCUGUACAUUGAUGGGUGUAAACUAUCUCCUUUUCAUCAAAAAGCUGCUGAUGGAAGUCGACAUAUGUAUUACCUGGGCUUCAUGGAUCAUCGAAAAUCGGUGUCAUCGAACUUUUCCUCUUCAUGUUAAGUUGAUUUCAAGGUCACGCGUUGGUUAAGGACUCAAGCUUUCUGUGCAGGUCCUCCCCAGAGCAAUACUCCACCUGUCCUCCCAGUUAUACUGCAGAGCCUUGGGGCCCCACAGAAAUGUUUAAUGAAUGUUGAAACUGGUUCUACCUGAGCCUUUCUCUGUCCUAAGGCCACGACUGUGGCUUUUUGUCAGAGGGGCAGCAACAGUAAAGCAAGAUGCAGUGCCAUAGGUUACAGUAAGAAGGGGGGGAGGAGGAGGAAUUUUUGUAAAGGACAUUGGAAAAAUAAGAUUUUGUAAAUGGUUACUUGAAUCUAGACGUAGUCUGAGAUUCAUAUCAUGGUAAAAUGGUGCUUUCCAUUCCAGUACAUGAAAUAUUUCUUAAUUUUGCUUUUACAUUUGAUUUUCACAAGUAUGAAAUAACAAAGUAUUGUGUCAUACUGAACAUGUCUUGCCAGCCUGGCUUUUCUACAGUGGAUUUGAGGUUUGUGAUCAAGAUAACUCGGAGUACUGCAGGACAUGCCCUCGGCGAACGCACCCUCACACUUACUCAAGCACACACACAUAUACACACACACACACACAAAAAGACAAAGACCACACGGUCACUGAUUGACUCGCUUUGAUCAGUGCCACCUCAGCUUUUCAGUACUGUCGGUCAACAGAUGCUUUUAGAUAACGGACGACUGUCAAAUACUGCCACUGUGAGGGGCCAGACGCACGGCCCCAUCAGGAUUUACCCCCACCUCCCUUCGCUGCUGUCGAAAUGAUACGGGUUACCAUGUUAAAGGUCAUCUGACACACACAGUACACACAACUGGGACCUUUUUCAUCAAAGUUCUUAACAGGAAAAUAUGCAUAUUCCUCUCUCAGCCUAUAUUCCACGGUUUGGUGUGGGGUGUUGUUAUGUAAAGGUUUGUUUUCAUGGUAGAUCCACACAGGCAAACGCGUGUCUAAACCUGUUGAAUGUUGCCUACGCAGAAUGAUGGCUGAUGAGUCAUUCAUAUGUUUUUGUUUUUGUUUUUUUGUUCUUUUUUUUUACUGAUAAUUUGCUCAGUUUUAAGCUAAUGAAUGGUUCCGUCAUGUAGAUAAUAAACUGUUGUUAGCACAUGAUAGGAAAUGUCAGGAUAAGAGGCGGUGGUCAUACAACUUCUAAUACUUCUUGUAUAGAUAGGCUUAUGUGUGAUCAAAUCAGCGCGAGAAAUUACAUUGAUUAAUGUAAUAGCCAAUAGUGUGAAUGUUUAAGUGUUGAAAAGAGACGGUUGGCUUGUAUUUGGCACGACUUUGGGUUGCCUCUUCACCCAGUUUGAUGGCGUGUUUAGAGGAAGUGCGAGUGCGAAUGUGUGCAUGCAUUAGUCUCUACCAGUCUGGUUGUCCCCAGUGCUCUUGUACCAAAAGCUGCUUUUUACACAGUGUGCCCCAAUAUAUGUGUAUUUUGGGGGAUACCUGAGAUGGACGAAUAGCAGUAAAUUUUAACACAACCCUCGGUAUUCAGUCUGAAGUGGUUAAGCUCGGUAGUUUAGUCCCUUCUUUUUUUUGGAUUUGAGACCUGCGAUUAUCCUGCCAUUUCUGUGGGUCUUAACACUGCUGCAAUGUUUGCUUAUCACCCUGUCUCCCCCUCGGGUUCACUGCUGUGAUUCAGCAUUUUUUUGCAGUAUAGAUCUUUGUCUUUGUUUUUGUUUUUUUUAAACCCUUUUUCAUUUGUGUGUAUUCUCUGCACUUUACUGCUGCGUGAGUGAGGCGCAGGGAAGGGUAGGGGGUGGGACUGACGAUGCAUUGUGGAACAGAAGUGCAGUUGUGGCUGCAUGGGAAAGGGUGGAGGUGGUGACGUUGAGUGGAUGUUUUUAGGCAAGGAAAGGAGGAGAAUCCCGGGUGGAGGUGGGUAGUGUGGAAGGGGCCAUCGCAAACAAAGGACGUUUCUCUCUCUUUUUUUUUUUCUUAGUGUGUGCUUAAACCGAAAUUUCCUAUUUUUUGAUUUAAAAAAAAAAAUAGAAAUACACUUUUGCUCCAAUAUGGACCUCGCUUCAAAACGAAAGUUCCUCCUGCUUUGGCGACUUUACACUAGCCCCUCCACACGAUGUCUGAAAUACAUUCUUCAUUUUACAUGUUUUUUUUUUCUCUCCGUCAUGUCUUUUUUCAGUUUGCAGAAUGAUUCUCCUCCUCCUUUCUUUGUUAUAUAGAAUGCACUUUCUACUAAAUUUCUUGGGUAGUUAAGAAAAAAAUAACAUUGUAUAUUCUUUAAAGAUGUUUUAAAAAAAAUCAAUAUACUUUUCCCCUUUGUAUUUUUAACCACUUAAUGUAGCAUUGCGUAUUUUAUUAUUGUAUCUGGUACAAAAUGUGCAGCUUUAUAAUGUCCUGGUUUGUCUUUUUUUUUUUUUUUUUUUGUAUGUUUUCUGGAGAUUGAGGAGAAGUGAAAAAGUUGGGCCUUUUUUGAUAAUGUACAUUUAACUGACUGCUAACUUUGAGAAGUAAAAACAAGUAGCCAUGAU